Molecule: messenger RNA, 1695 nt
Organism: Canis lupus familiaris (dog)
Lineage: Eukaryota; Metazoa; Chordata; Mammalia; Carnivora; Canidae
Gene: SLC25A10
Product: solute carrier family 25 member 10
Exons: 11
Coding region: 16-810 (264 amino acids)
Biological process (GO): thiosulfate transport; oxaloacetate transport; mitochondrial transport
Cellular component (GO): mitochondrial membrane
Molecular function (GO): sulfate transmembrane transporter activity; thiosulfate transmembrane transporter activity; antiporter activity
Source: RefSeq, a predicted model, not a curated record
UUUGCUGGAUGUGGGAUGAGACUGAGAAUCUGCACACAGGUGCAUCUGCAGACGCAGCAGGAGGUGAAGCUGCGCAUGACGGGCAUGGCGCUGCAGGUGGUGCGCUCCGAUGGCAUCCUGGCGCUCUACAACGGCCUCAGUGCCUCCCUGUGCCGACAGAUGACCUACUCCCUGACUCGCUUUGCCAUCUAUGAGACGGUGCGGGACCACGUGGCCAAGGACAGCCAGGGGCCCCUGCCUUUCUACAAGAAGGUGUUGCUGGGCUCCAUCAGCGGUUGCAUUGGAGGCUUCGUGGGGACGCCCGCAGAUAUGGUGAACGUCAGGAUGCAGAAUGACAUGAAGCUGCCCCCAAAUCAGCGCCGCAACUAUGCCCAUGCCUUGGACGGCUUGUACCGUGUGGCUCGCGAAGAGGGUCUGAAGAAGCUGUUCUCGGGCGCAAGCAUGGCAUCCAGUCGAGGGAUGCUUGUCACCGUGGGCCAGCUGUCCUGCUACGACCAGGCCAAGCAGCUGGUCCUCAGCACCGGGUACCUGACUGACGGAGUCUUCACUCACUUUGUCGCCAGCUUCAUCGCAGGUGGAUGUGCCACGAUCCUGUGCCAGCCCCUGGACGUACUCAAGACUCGUCUGAUGAACUCUAAGGGCGAGUAUCAGGGUGUCCUCCACUGCGCUGUGGAGACGGCCAAGCUGGGGCCGCUGGCCUUUUACAAGGGCCUCCUGCCUGCUGGCAUCCGCCUCAUGCCGCACACCGUGCUCACGUUUGUGUUUCUGGAGCAGCUUCGCAAACACUUCGGCAUCAAAGUGCUUUCCUGAGGGGCAGGGGCGCGGCCGAGCCUGGUCCUUCCCGAGCCCAGGAGGCCUAGGCCUGGGCGCUGAUCCCGGGAGGGGGGUGGGGCUGAGCGCUGCCCCAGGCCGGGCGUCCGCCCCAGCCUCCCCCUCCCUGGCUUGGCUGCAGGCUCCUGCCCCCCACCCCUCCCAGCCUGCCUGGGCCUGAGCCAUUUCCAGGGACCUUCGUCCCCCCACCUCCUUCCUGCCCUCCCAGGUCCCGGGUGGUCUCUUCCUCCCUGAGCAGCCGCCUAACCCGGGAGGUGGGAAAGGUGGGCGCCCAGGCUCUGUAGGGUCGGAGUCCCCUGCCCCUUCUGCGGCCCUUGGCGCCGUCUUCCAGCAGCUUCCAGCAAGGAGCUAGGUGGCAGAGUGGGGGGGGCAGCCCCCGGCCUUGACACCGGAUUCGGGGCGUGCACAUGCACUUUUCUUGCCUGAGUGGGACCAGAGCUUCUCUGACAUUCUCCAGGGUAGCUGCACCCCGAGCUCCAGGGGAGGGGUGGGGCGGCCCGUGGCCUCAGGCACCAGGUCCCGCCGCCCCCUGUUGCUUUAACAAGUAGUUUCGCCAAAAUCUCUCAGCAGGAGCCUGCUGCGCAGCUUCCACGCUGUCCUUGCUGUCCUCGCUCCCCUCGCUCCCCUCGCUCCCCGGCCCCCAGGCAGAGGCGGGCUGCAGGGUGUCCCCGGGCCCCCGGUGUGGACGUGGCUGUCCACAAGGCCCCCCCACAGCUGAGACCCAAAACACCAGCGCCUGAGUCCCACUGCCACCGCAGUGGUCUGGGGGCUGCGACCUCCUGCCUCCCCAGGUCCCCUGAGUCCUGCACCCCCAGACAGCAGGGUGCUCGGCGGGGCGCUAAUAAAGGACGGUGGAGUGCUGCA